AUGACAGAACUGUCCAUAGAAGGAGCUAAGAGAUACCAAAACAUAAACUGUGAUGACAUUAAGAAGAAGCUUGAAGAUGUUAUUGCGCAGCUAAAAAGCAAGAGAGAAGAAUAUGAACACAGUCCAAUAAAAACAAGUAGCAAAAUGGAGCAGCUCCAAUAUUUGCAGCCCCCUGAUAAUUUUAGACACUACAGUAUAUUCCCAACUGUUGAAGAUUUUGCCAACAAACCAUUUUUGCGACCUAGCAUCGUCAAAGGGGCAUAUAUUGAUGUUGAACAUUACCUAGACGUCCAGUUCCGCUUGUUGAGAGAAGACUUUGUGGGUCCUUUACGUGAGGGUAUAGCACAAUAUAUGGAACAUUGUCUUCAAGGCCAGAAAAGAUUUAAGAGGAUUGACAAUGUGCGAAUAUAUCGUGAUGCUCAGUUUGUAAACACUGUAACUGUUAAAGAAAAAGUAGGUGUGUUAUUAAAUUUUGAUACCAAAAGGAAGCUGAAAAAUAUUCAUUGGGAACAUUCCAAACGUUUUAUGUUUGGUUCUUUGUUGUGUUUUACACGAGAUAAUUUUGGUACCUUCUUUUUUGGUACAGUGCUGGACAGGGAUAAGAAACAGCUAGAGAAGGGUUGCGUUGUGGUUGAACUUUGUGACGAAAUAGACUCAAACAUGUUCUAUGAAUUUUUUACGGUAGCAGAAAGCGAAGUUUACUUUGAACCAUACAGGCAGGUAUUAAAUGCAUUGCAGAAUAUGCCAUGUACAGAAUUUCCAAUGAAGCCUUAUAUUGUUGAUGGGAUUACAGAAGUGAGUCUACCCCGGUAUAUAUAUGCAAAUCCAGAUUCAGCAGUGUACAACAUUGAUGACUUCAGAGUGCCUGUUACUGAAAUGGAUGCUUGGCCUACAGAAGAUGAACUGAAUUUGGAUGUUUCACAGUACAAGUCAUUCAAAUCUGCUUUGACAAAGGAGUUUGUUAUAAUACAGGGACCACCAGGAACAGGCAAAACUUUCCUGGGAUUGAAGAUAAUGCAUACUUUUCUCAACAACCAAAACAUACGGAACAUUAACCAUAGACCUAUUCUUGUAGUUUGCUACACUAACCAUGCUCUGGAUCAAGUCCUGGAAGGCACUUUACAACAUACAACAAGAAUAAUUCGAAUUGGUGGUCAAUCACAGUCGAAAGCUCUAGAGCCAUAUAAUCUGAAAGAAAUUAGACGAACUCGUGCACUGAAAUUAUCUACAUCACAUACCAGGGAGAUAUUCAGACAAAUGCAAGAUGUCAUCAGUCACAUUCAUUCUCUGCAACGAGAUAUAGAUAAAAUGGCUAACUGGGGGGUAGUCAGUGUUUCUUCAUUGAAGGAAAUGGGACUUACUGAUAAACAACUUGUAUCAUUUAUAGAUAAACAGUCAGUCAGUGAUGAACUUUUCAUAGAAUGGUUGAAGGGAGAUGGAAAUGACAAUCCAGAUAAUGAAUUUCAGCAGGAUGAUGAUGAUGACAACAACAUUAAUGUAUUCCAUGAUGAAUACAAUCUGGUUAUACAAACUGUAAGCACAAUACAGUUAAAAUAUGCCCUUGAGCUAUCACAUCUUCGUGCACACAGUCAAUAUUGUCAAGAGCAGAUGGAGCGUUCUCGAGAUAACCAGGAGGAUUUCCUGAAGUAUCAGCAGCUGUGGCUGUAUAACACAGGCCUCUACAGGUUCUUCAAGAACCGCCUUACACAGGAUGUCAGUAUGGAUGGACAUGUUACUGAGAGAUUGACACGUGUUCACAACCUCUGGGAUCUUAACAUAGAAGAACAUCUCUGUAUAAUGCAAGAUGCCCUUGUUGUUGGCCUGACAACAUCUGGUGCUGCAAGGAAGCAGUCUUUGUUGCAGGAACUGAAACCACGAAUAGGUGCUGGAGACUUGCCCUCAUGUGAAAGACUAUUGGAAGAUAUUGUACUUCAGAUCACUAAAGAGGAGGAGGAGGAAAGAUUAAAAGAAGCUAUGAAAGAUUAG
This is a messenger RNA of Schistocerca nitens (vagrant locust), 1986 nucleotides long. RefSeq names its product NFX1-type zinc finger-containing protein 1-like. The record is from RefSeq and is a predicted model, not a curated record. Gene Ontology annotation, molecular function: helicase activity. The transcript has 5 exons. Lineage: Eukaryota; Metazoa; Arthropoda; Insecta; Orthoptera; Acrididae. The coding region runs from base 1 to 1986 and encodes 661 amino acids. Gene Ontology annotation, cellular component: nuclear RNA-directed RNA polymerase complex. Gene Ontology annotation, biological process: regulatory ncRNA-mediated heterochromatin formation.